AUGCUUCAUCCAGGAAUUUCUGACAAGCGAAGAUUGCCUGCUUCCUUUUCGGGUGAGCUAGCGCAAUCACGAAGCCAGAACCAGGUAGUGAGCCAGUUUACUGCUAGUCGGAGUACUAGUGACACAGACAAGGACUCCGAAUCAUGGCUCGAUCUGACCUUGGCUUUGGCCGAUCCAGAAACUGCUAGGAAAAAACAAAAGAUUGCACCUCCUGCACCCGCGAUUUCCGCUGACGCUAUGAGUGGAUCGAUAUUUUCUGGAAAGAGCUAUGGGCACACCCCUCACUCGAGCUUGUUAUUGAAUCACCGGGGAGCCGUUGACAAAAAACAGAAAAUCACACAUAUCAAGCCGGGAGCGCAGUUAGUCUCGCAAUUCGUUGAUGUUUCUGAUUGUCCGCCCUCGCGCUGUAUCGAUAUUUGUUUAGACUCUGGUACCCUUCUAAAUCCAGGAUUGAAUUUGAUUCAUCCAGGAUCCUCCGGAGAAGAGCGACAAGAAUCUACUACUUCAGCAGUGAUGGCGGCUGUGGAUGGCGGGAUUUCUCCCGAAAAAGACCAUGAGAGAAUCUCCAGUUAG
Messenger RNA from Puccinia graminis f. sp. tritici CRL 75-36-700-3, 573 nucleotides. RefSeq lists its product as uncharacterized. The transcript is spliced from 5 exons. The record is from RefSeq and is a predicted model, not a curated record. The coding region runs from base 1 to 573 and encodes 190 amino acids. NCBI's taxonomy places the organism in Eukaryota, Fungi, Basidiomycota, Pucciniomycetes, Pucciniales, Pucciniaceae.